GUGUGUUUCCCAGCCCAGCCCAUCCCUCUCCUCUCCAUCAGUGAAAACGCGCGAGGCUUCGGAUGCUGCGAUGCGUACCACCCACUGAUUCUCAUCUAUGGUGCCAACAGACGGACAUUACAGGAGAAAAACAACAAACGGACUCCAUCACUGCUGAUUAUCAGGCCUGUGGGUCGGUGUUGAUGUCUAUGGCGAACAGAGGACCGAGCUAUGGGCUCAGCCGUGAGGUCCAGGAGAAAAUAGACCAGAAGUAUGAUGCUGAGUUGGAAGCUCGACUGGUGAACUGGAUCCUGUUACAGUGUGGAGACGACCUGGAGCGACCAGAACCUGGCAAACAGAACUUCCAGAAAUGGCUUAUGAGUGGAACAAUUUUGUGCCGUCUCAUUAACAGUCUGUACCCGAGUGGCAUGGAGCCAGUUAAGAAAAUAACAGAAACUAAAAUGAUCUUUAAACAAAUGGAGAAAAUCUCACAGUUCCUGCAGGCCACUGAGGAAUAUGGAGUUAACAGAGGAGACAUAUUUCAGACAGUUGAUCUCUAUGAAGGAAAGGACAUGGCUGCUGUCCAAAGAACACUCACAGCUCUGGGAAGUGAAGCUCUUACAAAAGACGACGGUCAUUAUCGUGGAGACAAAGACUGGUUUCAUAAGAAAGCUAAGGGACACAAGAGGGAGUUUUCAGAGGAGCAGCUGCGUCAGGGCAGGACUUUAAUCGGUUUGCAGAUGGGAAGCAAUCGCGGAGCGUCUCAGUCCGGUAUGGUGGGUUACGGCACCCCCCGCCAGAUUAUGCGGUACGAUUCUCCUCGACAAAAUGGAGAGGAAAACAAUCCCUAAAUACUCCAUUCAGCUAUGAUUUAAAAUUAAACUGUCAAAUGUAAUAUUUCAGGUAAAGAAGCAAUGUGUGCAUGUGUGUAUAUGGUGGACAGUGCAACCGCUUACACCAAGCCUAUAGGUUUACAUAUAUUAUUGUUAUUCUCUUACCCACAAUGCACCGGUAAUCCCAGUCAGCAGUGGAUCAAGGCCAAAUACUCUGAGAUUCACUGCUAAUAUUAAAGGGCACCUAUUAUGCAAAAUCCAAUUUUUGCAAGGUGGACAUAAAUGUGUAUUGGCAGUGUGUGAACACAACCCCAUACAAUGAAAAUUUUUUUUUUUUAAUCCCGUUAUACCGAAGCAGUCUCAUUAGACAUGCCAUUUUGAGUCUCUUGUAAAUGUGACGUCACACUGAUAAAGCCCCUCCCACAGCCACUUUACCAUAGUUUCCGCCCUCAGCGAGUUGUACACUGUCUCUUUCAAGAGUGUGAUACUAUUGUUUCAGACUGUAUUCACAGGAAUCAGAUCUUAUUUAAAUGAAAGUGCUCACUGUCUCUUUUUGAAAGGAAGCAAGGAGCUGUAGCUCAUUUGCAUUUAAAGGUACAGACACACACAAAAAAACAAAUUUUUGCUCCCACCCAAAUAGGGGCAUUUUGGCCAUGCAAUAAUAAAUGAUCUGUGAGGUAUUUUGAGUUAAAACUUCACAAACACAAUCUGGGCACACCUGAGACUUUUCUUACAUCUUGUGAAAAUGGGCAUAAUAGGUGCCCUUUAAAUGUAUCACUUUAAAACUCUUUGUUAAAAACGCGAAUUUCUCUGAACGUGUAGUUCUUUAAGGAUGGUAAGCUAAGAAAAAGGCUUUUCUUUAAGGAUCUUUAGCCCAGUAUGCUGUAGAAAUGUUUAAAGGGAUAGUUCACCCAAAAAUGAAAAUUCGUUCAUCAUUUACUCACUCUCAGGUUGUUACAAAUCUGUAUACAUUUAUUUGUUCUGAUGAACACGAAAGACGACAUUUUGAGAAAUGUUUGUAACCAAACCGUUCGUGGACACCAUUUACUUCCAUAGUAUUCUUUUUUCUUACUAGGGUCCAUGAAUGGUUUGGUUACAAAUAUUCCUCGAAAUGUCUUCAUUUGUGUUUAUCAGAGCAAAGAAAUUGAUAUAAAUAAGUAAAUGAUGACAUAAUUUUCAUUUUUGGGUGAACUAACCCUUUAAUAGAAAAGUCUUUUUGAUCUAAAAGCCAUCUUUAACCAAUCAGUAUCUUUUGGAGUGUCAUGUUACUAUUUAAAUUGAAUUGUAAAUGUAAGUUGUUUAUGGUUGACUUGAUACUGUAUUAUCAAAUAUACACUAAUUACUGUAACAGAAUGCACACAUGACACAAAUAUUGUCUCUUCACCAAAUAUCGAUGUAGUGCAUAUUUUUUCUGAUGUCACUGAAUUGAACUGAUGUGAUAUAGGAGUGUUGCUGUAUAAUCACUGUACAAAAUCAAUUGUGGUAUUUAUUUAGUGUCAAUUAAAUGCAUCUAUUUUUAAACUAUUUAUGGAUAUACUAACGUACGUAAAGUUAUUUAAAUGUGCUUCUAAAUCAUACAUUAUAAAACAUUAUUGUUAUAUACUUUUGACUAACACAUACUAUACUGUCACAGGUUACACAUACUUUUCAGUUUAGAUGACCGUGAUGAGAUGAAAUUUAGUUUUAAAUGUACCUUUUUUCUUUUCAUUUUUUCAUUAGUUUCAGUUGUUUGUUUCAUGUAAAAUUACUGAAGGUGUACAUUUCUGGAUGCAAAAACAUGCAUUUUGACAAUACAGUUUGGUUGCAUUUGAAUGGAUGAGCAGUUUUAAUAGAAAGCAACUAAACAAUACAGCAUAGUAAAAAACAUUGUUAUAUUUGUAACACUUUACAAUAAGGUUUAUUGUUAACAUUAGUGAAUGCAUUAGCUAACAUGAAGUAACAAUGAGCAAUAUAGUUUUUCAGCAUUUAUUCUUUUUUGUUGAUUUUAGUUAAUGCCCAUAUAAUUGUUCAUGUUAGUUCAUUGUGCAUUUUGAUUUACAUUUUGUUUUUUACAAAAAAAAAAAAGUAUAUUUCAUGUUAGCUAAUGCAUUUACUACUGUUAAAAAUUCAACCUCAUUAUAAAGUGCUACCGUUAUUUCUGACCCUUUACAGCCGCCUUGAACUUCAAGGCAAAGAAUAAAAAAUAAAAUCUCAAUGACUUUCAAAGUAGGCCAGAAACAUAAAAAUGUGGUCAAUUUAAAUUUGAUGUAAGCAAAAAAAUGGUAGGAAAUGUUAUGAUGUCACACCGACACAGCUGUGACUUCACAGACCCUGAUUAAGAGUCUUGCAUUACUUGAUAUGGUAAUCUGUCCAUAUUAAGGUGAUAAAAAACA
Messenger RNA from Paramisgurnus dabryanus, 3184 nucleotides. It is a transcript of the gene tagln3a, whose product is annotated as transgelin 3a. Gene Ontology annotation, molecular function: actin filament binding. Gene Ontology annotation, cellular component: actin cytoskeleton. Gene Ontology annotation, biological process: actin filament organization. The record is from RefSeq and is a predicted model, not a curated record. NCBI's taxonomy places the organism in Eukaryota, Metazoa, Chordata, Actinopteri, Cypriniformes, Cobitidae.